Messenger RNA from Racocetra fulgida, 627 nucleotides. NCBI's taxonomy places the organism in Eukaryota, Fungi, Glomeromycota, Glomeromycetes, Diversisporales, Gigasporaceae. The record is from the annotation of a GenBank genome assembly.
AUUAUGGAUUAUGCUCAACAGGAAAGUGAAUUCCAAGCUGGUAUACCACCACGCCUUGUAUCUGUAUUUUAUUCGGUGUUCGAUCCGGAUAUAGGACCUAAAGUAGUUUUUGAAGUACCAGAAGGUUCCAUUAAACCUAAAAUAGCUUCUGAAGUACCAGAAGGCACCAUUAAACCUACAGCUUCGUCAACGCCCAUAAUUGACUUUCAUUCAAUUUCCAAAUACAUCGUUCCAACACCACCAUUAUGCGGCCAUUUGGUAAAUAUUUGUGCGAAUUCUUAUCAAGUCAUGGGAUAUCCAGUUGGAAUAUGGGGAAACCGCUACCCUAGGAAUAAUUUCAUGUUUAACUUGAGUUUUGUCUUUGAUCGCGGUGCUGACACUUCAAGCUAUGAACCUGUUCUUUUCGAAGAUCUUAACAGUUAUUGCGAAUGUCAAAUACCCAUUAUAUACGAUUAUCAAGUUCCCAUUUGCACUGUUAACCUUAAGGCGUUAAUGGAUGGCAAUUGGGAUAUCACAAUGGAAAAGGUGGCGAAAUCCAUAAAUGGCAUUCAUCAUGUUAAAAAGAUUGCCGAAUUGGCCGACGUUGAUUAUGGAUUGGCUCGAAAGUGCAUGGAACAUCUUUUGUAG